AUGACCGAAUCAAUGCAUCCAUACAAGAAGCAUCUGUAUAAUACACAGAAUUUAAAUUACAGUGCCGAUCAAAUUGAUUCUGAAAGGAUUAGUAAUGCAGAUGGUUUAGUGACUACUAAUGACUUGAAUGAACUUUCGAUUGAUGGCAAUGAGGAUGUAGAUUUUUCAAACUCCGAAGAUUUUAAUGAAUUAUAUCAAGAUUUAGUUAAACCUCCUCAAUUCACACAUGAAAGGUCGUUGACAGAACCAACUUCAAAUAAUAAUUCUAGUUUAUCAUUAGGCUCAGAUGCAGUUAGAUCAUCAAGACAACAACGUACUAAAUCUGUGGAUCUUUCACAUAUGUAUAUGUUGAAUAACAGCAAUGAUACACAAUUAACUUCAACUAAUGAAUCUGUUGCAGAUAUUUCUCAUCAAAUGAUUACAAGAUAUUUAGGUACAGAUAAUAAUACUUCCUUAAUGCCAAGAUUGAAAACAAUCGAAAUGUAUAGAGAAAAUGUUAAAAAAUCAAAGGAUCCAAAAUUAUUAUUUGAAUAUGCUCAAUAUAUGUUACAAACUGCAUUAACAAUUGACUCUAAUACUAGUUCUUUAGGUUUAUCUAAUGAUAUUACUGGCAAUUCUAACGAAAAAGAUAUAUCUUCAAAGGAUCUUAAAAAACAAUUUCUUAAGGAUGCUCAACAUUAUUUGAAAAAAUUAAGUUCAAAGGGUUACUCUGAUGCGCAAUAUUUAUUAGGUGAUGCGUAUUCAUCUGGGGCAUUUGGUAAAAUUUCAAAUAAAGAAAGUUUCAUAUUAUUUCAAGCUGCAGCUAAACAUGGUCAUAUUGAAAGUGCUUAUAGAACUGCACAUUGCUAUGAAGAAGGUUUAGGUACUACCAGAGAUGCUCGUAAAGCUUUGAAUUUUUUAAAAUUUGCAGCUAGUCGAAAUCACCCUUCAGCAAUGUUUAAAUUAGGAUUAUAUUCCUUUAAUGGAAGAAUGGGUCUUCCAAAUGAUGUAAAUACAAAACAAAAUGGGAUUAAAUGGUUAUCGAGAGCCUCUGCAAGAGCUAAUGAAUUAACUAAUGCAGCACCUUAUGAAUUAGCUAAGAUUUAUGAAAAUGGAUUUUUAGAUUUAAUUAUCCCCGAUGAAAAAUAUGCAAUGGAAUUAUACAUCCAAGCAGCUGCAUUAGGUCAUACUCCUUCAGCGACUUUAUUAGGUCAAUUAUACGAAACAGGUAACUCUGUUAUCACACAAGAUGUUAGUUUAUCAGUUCAUUAUUAUACACAAGCUGCUGUACAAGGAAAUGAUCCUACAGCAAUGUUGGGAUUGUGUGCAUGGUAUUUAUUGGGAGCAGAACCUGCUUUUAAGAGAGAUGAAACAGAAGCAUUCCAAUGGGCAUCAAAGGCAGCAAAUUUAGGACUUCCAAAAGCCCAAUUUACUUUGGGUUAUUUCUAUGAAAAUGGGAAAGGUUGUGAACAAGAUGAAAUCGCAGCUAAAAAAUGGUAUACUAAAGCCGCUAGAAAUAAUGAUCAAAGAGCUAUACGGAAGAUAAGAAAACAAGAAAAUUUAAAUAAAUCUACCGAAACUGAUAAUUCAACUAAUCAACCCGUUAAAAAACAUGGUCAUAAAAAGAGUAAAAGUGUCACCACCAUGAAUCUAUUCUCAAUGAAUUCCAACAACAAUCAAUUAGAUGAAGAUCCUUUAAAUGAUAAUGUUCAGGAUAUUCAAGAUAAUGACUACCUUGAAGUUCAACAAAUGGAUACUCCAAAAUUUUUCAGCAAUCCAAAUUAUAAACAUACUCCACAAAAUAGCAUAAAUAACACUGCAUCAAAAAACAAUAUAUUGGGAGAGACAUCUGAUAAUACUAUUAAUAAAACUGCAAAUAACAUAACCAACUCCACAGGAAUGGGAAUGGUUAAUGAUAACACUUAUAAAAUGUCUGAAAAUAGUAAAAAGAAGGACCAGAAAUUGAAAAAUAAAAAGAAGAAAGAUUGCGUCAUAAUGUAA
Molecule: messenger RNA, 1980 nt
Organism: Maudiozyma saulgeensis
Lineage: Eukaryota; Fungi; Ascomycota; Saccharomycetes; Saccharomycetales; Saccharomycetaceae
Source: the annotation of a GenBank genome assembly